This is a messenger RNA of Eriocheir sinensis (Chinese mitten crab), 1029 nucleotides long. RefSeq lists its product as uncharacterized. NCBI's taxonomy places the organism in Eukaryota, Metazoa, Arthropoda, Malacostraca, Decapoda, Varunidae. The transcript has a single exon. Bases 1 to 1029 code for a protein of 342 amino acids. The record is from RefSeq and is a predicted model, not a curated record.
AUGGUUGAGAAGUUAACCCCUCGCCUCCAGAAACAGUCCACCUUCAUGAGGGAACCGCUUCCAGUUGGACUCAAGCUGGCUGCCACCCUCCGCUUCCUAGCCACUGGAAAUUCCUAUCCAAGUCUGCAGUUCAGCUUCAGGGUUGAAGCAAGUACAAUCUGCAAGUUUAUACCCAAGGUGUGUCAAGCCAUCAUCGCGGUCUACAAGGACGAAGUGCUCCGCUGCCCCAAAACUGAAAAGAUGUGGAAGGAAGUUGCUGCCAAGUUCAGCUCCAGAUGGAACUACCACAACUGUCUGGGAGCUGUAGACGGCAAGCACAUCGCCAUGAAAAAGCCACCCAAUGCUGGUUCAAAAUACCAUAACUACAAGGGCUUCCACAGCAUUGUACUGAUGGCAGUGGCAGAUGCUGGCUACAAGUUCCUGUAUGUGGAUGUUGGGGCAGAGGGUGGUGCAUCGGAUGGAGGAACAUGGAGUAACUGCUCCCUGCAUGAUGCUGUAGAAGACCACAGAGCUGGAGUGCCUCAACCAGAACCGCUCCCUAAUGAUGAUAAGCCAGUGCCCUAUCACUUCGUAGGGGAUGACGCCUUCGCACUCCGAACCUGGAUGAUGAAACCAUUCUCCCACCGAUCACAGGUCCAUCGAGAACGCAUAUACAGCUACAGAUUGUCUCGUGCCCGUCGUGUUGUGGAGAAUGCCUUUGGAAUCUUGUCUCACAGGUUCCGUUGCUUCUUGACAACAAUGCAGCAGCACCCCGACAACAUCAACCUGAUCACCAUGUGCGCCUGUGUCCUACACAACCUCCUCCUCAUCAGAUACCCACAUGCAAUUCCAGAAGUGGACCGCGAAGAUCCGGACACAUAUGAUCUGAUCCCUGGUAGAUGGAGACUCGACCAGCAGCUGCUGGGGCUGAUGCCUCUACCAGGCCACCAUUCAGCGAGGGAGGCGAAGGAUCAGCGAGACUACCUGUCACAUUACUACAUGUCCCCUGCUGGUGCCGUCCCUUGGCAAGAAAGAAUGGUAUCCCCAUGA